Messenger RNA from Talaromyces proteolyticus, 3329 nucleotides. RefSeq names its product MCM2/3/5 family-domain-containing protein. The transcript is spliced from 4 exons. Gene Ontology annotation, molecular function: ATP binding; single-stranded 3'-5' DNA helicase activity; single-stranded DNA binding. Gene Ontology annotation, biological process: mitotic DNA replication; double-strand break repair via break-induced replication; DNA replication initiation. Gene Ontology annotation, cellular component: nucleus; MCM complex. The record is from RefSeq and is a predicted model, not a curated record. Bases 255 to 3149 code for a protein of 964 amino acids. Lineage: Eukaryota; Fungi; Ascomycota; Eurotiomycetes; Eurotiales; Trichocomaceae.
UUCCCAAAAGGUAAAACCACUUUACGCGUCGGACCGGGAACUACUUUCUCCCGGCUACGCGACGCGUCUUUGUCGCGUCUCCUUGGAAAUUCUGAACAGCUCUCUCCUGCCUUCAAAACGAGCACUUGGUCGUUGAUAUCUUCACUUCUGCCGUGCUUUGAUCAAAAUACGCUCCUUUAACAAACAGGCAUACGCAGAUAAUAUAUCCCUCUGAAUUUCGACAAUCCAUAUCCACCGUAUUCUGGUGGCCCAGCAUGUCUUCCCUCUUCGAGGCCGUCCUGCAAUCUGAGGCCGGAGCGAAUGCCAGUCCCCGCGCACAAUGGCAUCAGCCAGACCACCCAUCCAGCUCUCGUCCACAGCUGUUAUCAGAGAGCAAUGCGCCUAUGAGUGAUAUGCAAGCACUUCCAGAUGAUGAAAUCGUCGGUACAACAAAUGGCGCCAUCAACCGUCUUCGGAAUCCAUACGCAACUGCGCCCGCCCCAGUUCGUGACGUCGCGGGAGAGAAGGUGCAGCAGGCCUUUGAAGAACUGCUUGAGACAUACAUAGAAGACCCUAUGUCAUCAGCACCGGCCCCAUCCUCAGCAACCUAUUUCGGGGACAAGUACUACGUCGCGCAAAUCAAAGGCAUGGCGAUGUUCGAAUUGUCCACGUUAUAUGUGGAUUACACACAUUUGACCUCUGUGGAUAACCAAAUCCUGGCCGAUGCCAUUGCCAAUCAAUACUACCGAUUCCAACCCUUCCUCAUUCGAGCUCUCCACAAUCUUAUUGCCAAAUACGAACCCGAUUAUUUUGCGUCUCACCGCCAACCGACUAGCAAUGCCUCACAGCCUGGGUCGUCUGUCUUUGCAGCUAAUACGAGUGCCAGUGAUACCCAGAGCGGGGACUCAGCAUUCAAGAAGAAGACACUACAUCAACAGACUGAUAGAGUAUUCUCGCUAGCAUUCUACAAUUUGCCACUUGUCUCCCGGCUGCGACAAUUGCGAACAUCACAUAUUGGAAAGUUACUCUCAAUUUCAGGGACAGUAACGAGAACGUCAGAAAUUCGCCCCGAGUUAUCCCUCGGCACCUUCAUCUGUGAGGGAUGCCGAACACCAGUCCCGAAUAUUGAGCAGACUUUUAAAUACACCGAACCAUCUCAGUGCCCCAACCCAACUUGUGGUAACAGAGUUGGCUGGCGUCUUGAUAUUGGCAAGAGUACUUUUAUCGACUGGCAAAAGAUUAAAUUGCAAGAAUCAUCUCAUGAAAUCCCCACUGGCAGCAUGCCACGUACAAUGGAUAUCAUCGUCCGAGGAGAAAUGGUUGAUCGAGCAAAAGCCGGUGAAAAAUGUAUCUUUACUGGAACACUGAUUGUUGUCCCCGACGUAAGCCAACUCGGGUUACCAGGUGUGCGACCUGAAGCAAACCGUGACAAUGGCGCUUUCCGUGGCGGUGACAUCGGAGGCGGAGGCGUUUCUGGCCUGAAGUCACUGGGAGUGAGGGAUCUGACUUAUCGCCUGGCUUUCCUUGCCUGCAUGAUUACACCGGACUUAACAACACCCGGCCAACAGACCAACCAGCACCUCAGUGGCCAGUCUCACAAUAUUUUGGCUUCGCUUAACCAGAAUGACCAAUCAUUCGAGGGUGAGGAUCAUGCACAGGAGGCUUUACUGCAAACCAUGACUCCGGCAGAAGUCCAAGAGCUGAAACAACUAGUUGAGAGUGAGCAUAUCUAUCAACGACUAGUCAACUCCCUUGCUCCAAUGAUCUACGGUCAUCAAUCGAUCAAAAAGGGUCUUCUUCUUCAAUUGAUUGGUGGUGUUGGUAAGAGUACCGAACAAGAAGGCAUGCAGCUUCGUGGUGAUAUCAACAUUUGCAUUGUUGGUGAUCCCUCGACAAGCAAGAGCCAGUUUUUGAAAUAUAUUUGCUCCCUCCACCCACGCGCCGUCUACACAAGUGGUAAAGCCUCAUCAGCAGCCGGGUUGACGGCUUCGGUUGUCAAGGAUCCCGAGACUGGAGAGUUCACAAUUGAAGCUGGUGCUUUAAUGUUAGCUAAUGGAGGAGGUAUCUGUGCUAUCGACGAGUUCGACAAAAUGGAUAUUGCGGAUCAGGUUGCCAUUCACGAAGCUAUGGAACAACAGACAAUUUCCAUCGCUAAGGCUGGCAUUCACACAACCCUGAAUGCUCGGGCAUCCAUUCUUGCCGCAGCCAAUCCUAUUGGUGGCCGAUACAACCCAAAGACCACAUUGCGGGCAAAUCUGAAUCUUAGCGCCCCUAUCAUGAGUCGAUUCGAUUUGUUCUUUAUUGUGCGUGAUGAGCCGAAUGAGCAAGUUGAUCGUAACCUCGCAACUCAUAUUGUCAACGUCCAUAUGAACCGAGAUGAAGCCGUCGAGCCCGAGAUCAGUACUGAACUCCUCCAGCGUUACAUUCGACUAGCCCGAACAUUCAAACCCGUCUUUACAGAAGAAGCAAAGGCGGUCUUGGUAGAGAAGUACAAAGAAUUGCGAGCCAAUGACGCGCAAGGAGGAAUCGGAAGGUCUUCUUACCGCAUUACCGUCCGUCAAUUGGAAUCGCUCAUUCGUCUCUCUGAAGCUGUGGCCAGGGCCAACUGUGUAGAGGAGAUUCUUCCUAGAUUCGUUCGCGAAGCAUAUAACCUCCUCCGCCAGAGUAUCAUUACUGUUGAGAAAGACGACGUGGAGGUCGACGACGAGGCAGAUGAUGAACCGGCUCCACGCCAGGAUGGUGACGACGAUAUGACCGAUGCUCGUGAUCGUGAUGGUGAUAGCCCUAUGGGAGACGAGGAUGAACCAGCCCAAGCGACGCAAACACAAACACCUCGGCAGAAGACAAAGAUUACGUACGACAAGUACAUGAAGAUUCUCAAUCUUCUCGUUCGACGGGUCAACGAGGACGAAGCGAAGAACGGUGAAGGCGUUGAGCACAAUGAAUUAGUGACCUGGUACUUGGAGAAUAUUGAGUCUGAACUAGAUAGCCAGGAGGAUCUGGAUCGGGAACGCGAUCUUGCUGAGAAGGUGCUGAAGCGGAUGGUGAAGGAUAAUAUUCUCAUGCCUAUCCGUGGCCAAGGUCUUGCAGAUGAUAUACAAGAUCAACAACAGUCGACAUCGAGGCUUGUGUAUGUGCUGCAUCCUAACUGCGCGAUUGAGGAAAUGUAAAAUGCUGUCACGUUAAUAAUGCAUGUAAUCAUGAAUGAUGUUAGCUCAUAGAAGCGAUAGUAUUGAUGUUAUGAUUCAUAUUCAAUUUGAUCUCGGAGUGCCCUCCGGAUGCAGAUUAUGCUAAACCCGGAUGAGUCUGAGAAAUUAAACAAGAAAUAAUGAUGAUGAUGAUGAUAACAA